AUGUCAGACUUAGGUGAAAGUCCUGAGUACUCUUUUUCAGGGAAUGAACUCGAUUAUGAAGAGGAAGUCACUUGGAUAGAAUGGUUUUGUUCUCUGAAGAGAAGCGAAUUUUUUAUUGAAGUUGAUGAUGAUUAUAUCAUGGAUGACUUUAAUCUAACUGGCUUGAGUGAGCAUGUUAUAUAUUAUGAUGACGCCUUGGACAUGAUACUGGACCGUAUUGAUGAUGAUUUUAGUGAGGAUGAAAUUGGGACUGUUGAAGCCUCAGCACAACUACUAUAUGGGCUAAUUCAUGCUAGAUAUAUAUUAACAUCUAAAGGGAUGCAUUUAAUCUUUGAAAAGUAUCAAACACAGAAAUAUGGGACAUGCCCAAAUGUAGCAUGUAAUAAUUUUCCCUUACUACCUAUUGGGCUAAGUGAUUCACCCAACGUUAAUAGCUGCAAAGUAUACUGCCCUCAAUGUAGUGAAGUAUACAAUCCUAAAUCCUCAAGGCUAUCAGUUAUAGAUGGUGCAUUCUUUGGGACAAGUUUUGCUCCUUUGUUUACUAUACAAUAUGGGUUGGGUGCUACUAGGAACAAGGAACUUGAGUAUUACAUACCAAAAAUAUAUGGAUUUGCUGUUUUUAAAAAUAAAAGAGAUAUAGUACUAGAUAGUGAUCACGAUAUGAACUCUGAGGACCAGAUUACAACGAAGAUGAACAAGCAUAAUGACUAA
Messenger RNA from Cryptosporidium muris RN66, 711 nucleotides. Its product is annotated as casein kinase II regulatory subunit family protein. NCBI's taxonomy places the organism in Eukaryota, Apicomplexa, Conoidasida, Eucoccidiorida, Cryptosporidiidae. The record is from RefSeq and is a predicted model, not a curated record. Gene Ontology annotation, molecular function: protein kinase regulator activity. The transcript has a single exon. Bases 1 to 711 code for a protein of 236 amino acids. Gene Ontology annotation, cellular component: protein kinase CK2 complex; cytoplasm.